Daucus carota subsp. sativus is the source of this 2504-nucleotide messenger RNA. RefSeq lists its product as uncharacterized. Bases 175 to 2202 code for a protein of 675 amino acids. Gene Ontology annotation, biological process: regulation of ruffle assembly. Gene Ontology annotation, cellular component: ruffle membrane. The transcript is spliced from 5 exons. NCBI's taxonomy places the organism in Eukaryota, Viridiplantae, Streptophyta, Magnoliopsida, Apiales, Apiaceae. Gene Ontology annotation, molecular function: metal ion binding; phosphatidylinositol binding. The record is from RefSeq and is a predicted model, not a curated record.
AUUGUUUCGAAUACGCAACAUAAGAAACUAAAGAGUAAAGAAACCAAACAAGGCCUACCCAAAUUCAAUUGUAUGCUAUCAAAAUUCAAUUCAAACCACACCUGCAAAGAUUUUGUUAAUUAAUAAGCUUUUAGUUGUUGUUUGGAUUGUGUAAAUGAUGUUCACGUGAUAUUUAUGGAGAUCAAAAGUGAUCAAUUGGAGUGUUUAGAAUCUAGGGUUUCUGAUUUAUUCAUUACCAAUCAACCCACUUUCAUCUCUCCCCAGGAUUCUGGGGGACUUGGGGAAGAUGAGGAGGGAUCAUCCGACACUGAGUUAUCCCCGGAGUACCAACUUUCAGGGGUGGCAAAUGAUGAGCUGGGAUGUUCCAUGAGUCCAAAGGUAACUGCAAUUAAAGAAUGUAUUGAACAACCCGAGUACUCAGGGUUGAGGAGUGAUGAGGAAAGAUUUGAGGAACAGACAAUGGGUGAAGUUGAAAUUCGUACAACGCAGAUUAGUGUGAAAGAUAAUGAGAUUGCUGAUUCGAAGAGUUUGAAAAUUUCUGGAACUAAAGAUAGUAAUAAAAAUUCAUUUGAUCAAAGCGCAGUUGUGGAGAAUUGUUCUGGCAUUGGCCAAAAGGUUGCCGGUGCUCAAGAGUGUAAUGUGAAUAUACCUCAGUCUGUUCAUAACGAUAGUGAUGAUAUACAUGGGACAAGAAGUUCUAGCAACCUGGUCAUCCCAAAAGUAGAUAGUAGUAAAGAGUGUCUCAGUGAAACACGUCGGCCUGUGAUGAAAUAUGAAAAUGAGGAUAGUCGAUUUGCUGCUACGAAAUCGUCCGAAAAUGAAAUGUUUGAUGUGAAUAUACCUCAAGGUUUAGAUGAUAAGAAUAGUGAGGACAAGCGGGGUAAGUACUUCUACUAUGACCCACCACUCUUUGAAGAAACAGGGGUUUGGAUACCUGUAUCUGUGCCUCCAAUGUCAAAAACAGACCAUGAGGAAUGGACCAGAGGUUUUGGAUCUAAUGGGGGAACCUUCCCUGAAGAAGACAUGGGGUGGGGUGAUCUAUUUGCUGUAGACAAAGAGCUGACCAUGUGGGAUGUGGUUGUAGAAAUGCUACUUGCAGCUAAAGGAAAAGUGAAUGAAUUUGCGUCUGGUGAUAUUCCUAGCAUUUCAUUGAUGUCUGGUCACAUUGUUGAGCAAGCUUGGAAGGAGAUGGCGCAAACUCUUGCAGAGGUCAAUCAUGGUAAAAGCCAGAUGAUACUUCAAACUGAUCCACCUAAAUGGUUGCCUGAUAGUUCAGCUUCUUCUUGUAUGCUGUGUAGUGUGCGGUUUCACCCUAUCAUGUGCACCAGGCAUCACUGUCGUUUCUGUGGUGGAAUAUUUUGCAGUGAGUGUACCAAAGGAAGAAUGUUGUUGCCAGAAAAGUUUCGUGUUGGGGAUCCACAACGUGUUUGUGAUGUUUGCUAUGUGCGCCUCGAGUCUGUACAGCCAUACUUAAUGGAUCAAAUAAGUCGUGCUGCACAGUUGCCAACCCAUGAUCUGACAGACCUAAGCACUCUACGUUCUUGGCUGAAUUUCCCAUGGGGACAAUCUAUGGAAUAUGAGAUUUAUAAAGCUACAAACACGAUUCGUGGGUAUAAUCAAGUUGGUUCUCUAAGACCCGAGAGAUCAAUCCCAGAUGCUAUUUUAAGACAAGCAAAAGGCCUUGCGAUACUCACUGUCAUGAAAGUUGGCAUGAUGGUUACCUACAAUAUUGGAACGGGGCUGGUAAUUGCUCGUAGGGAGGAUGGAUCGUGGUCUCCGCCAUCUGCUAUUUCUUCUUUUGGUAUGGGGUGGGGUGCUCAGGCAGGAGGUGAAUUCACGGACUACAUAAUUGUCCUGAGAUCAAUAGAGGCUGUCAAGACUUUUAGUGGAGAUUUGCAUCUUUCAGUUGGGGCUGGUUUAAGUGCAGCUGUUGGUAUUGUAGGACGGACAGCUGAAGCGGAUGUAAGAGCUGGUUCUGGUGGCUAUGCUGCUUGUUACACAUACAGUUGCAGCAAAGGUGCAUAUGUUGGAUGCUCUCUUGAAGGGAGUGUAAUGACAACUCGGGUAAAAGAAAAUUCCCGAUUUUAUGGUAGCCAGUCGCUAACAGCAUCUGACAUUCUUCUUGGCUCAUUACCCAAGCCGCCUGCAGCUGCCACCAUGUACCGUGCACUGGCUGAUCUGUAUCAGAAGUUUGACAUCUGAUCAUGUAAGCUCUAGCUUAAAGUUAUCGAUGCUUAUCAUAAAUGGAGCUGGAACAGGGAAAAUAAACACUCACGCAUAUCCUAUUUGUGAAUCUGUGUAAAUACGAAGGUCGUCUAAUAUUUAUUGUAUGUAGUCCUCGAUUAGUGUACAGUAUAUAUCGUGGGGGAUGAAUGUAAGAUCAGGAUACACUAUAAAUUGUGAUCAGCAUUUUAUAGGGUAAGAUGUGAAUCAUGUGUCCAUAUUACUGCAACAAAUUUCAUAAUUUCUCGCAAAUUUACGAGCCUUUAUAGAUCUUUCUUCAA